AUGGCCGACUUCGAGUACAUAUCUGUGCUCGAGGAUAUCAAGCACUUGGUCCUCGACGACAAGCUUUCCUUCCGUGGCAUCUGCACUGAGGCGGAAUUCGACACAACGAUUGAGCGCUGCGGUGUCAAGCAGGUGGAAUGGAAGACUGCAGCCCAGGAUAUGCAGCAAUGUAUUGAAUGGGACGAGCUUGUCGGUUUCCCUGGUAAAAUUCUGGUCGCAGGCGAUGGUCCUCGUGCUCGACAAUUCAAUUUAGUUGAGAUGAGGUAG
Botrytis byssoidea is the source of this 267-nucleotide messenger RNA. RefSeq lists its product as uncharacterized. Lineage: Eukaryota; Fungi; Ascomycota; Leotiomycetes; Helotiales; Sclerotiniaceae. The transcript has 2 exons. Bases 1 to 267 code for a protein of 88 amino acids. The record is from RefSeq and is a predicted model, not a curated record.